AUGCGUUUUCUCUGUCUUCAUGGUAUGGGCACUAAUAGCCGAGAACAGAUCUUCGAGCUACAGACCGCAGCUGCUAUCCGCCAAGGUCUAGGAGACAACCACAGCUAUGAAUGGCUAGACGGAUCAAUCAAGACGGAAAUGGCCCCAGGGAUGCAGGACCUUGUCGCGCCGGACGACGAGUUCCUCAUGUACGUUGAUGACACGGCGGAGACCCGCCGGCAGGUUCUAACGGAUAUGGAUGAGUUCCUUGCCAUGGAGACAGAGCCGUUCGAUGGGCUUUUGGCCUUCUCACUGGGCGCGGGCUGCGGUGCCAGCUAUCUGAUGCACAAAAUGCAGCAGGGCACCCCGAACAACCGGCUUCCCUUUCGCUUUGCCGUGUUCUUCUGCGGGGCACCAGCGCUAUUUGGGGGACCGAUUCUGGAGAGGAUUGUUGCGCCGGAAAUGGAUUCAGAAGCAAUUGGCAGCGACAAGGCGAGGGAAGGUGAGAGCGAAGUGCCGUCGGGGAUGAUCGAAAUCCCUACUGCGCACAUUUGGGGGCGGAAUGACACGCUAUGGGGCUAUGGCCCUGAGCUCAGCCGGUGUUGCAAGGCUGAGAAUCGAGAGAUCGUCGUGCACGAUGGUGGACAUGAGAUUCCAGGGGCACGCGAUCCUGUCACGCUGGCCAGGUCCCUUCGGGCAAUCAAGCGAACGAUUGCGAGGGCGGGAGGUGAGGAGUAA
Aspergillus costaricaensis CBS 115574 is the source of this 717-nucleotide messenger RNA. RefSeq lists its product as uncharacterized. The record is from RefSeq and is a predicted model, not a curated record. Bases 1 to 717 code for a protein of 238 amino acids. Gene Ontology annotation, cellular component: nucleus; cytoplasm. NCBI's taxonomy places the organism in Eukaryota, Fungi, Ascomycota, Eurotiomycetes, Eurotiales, Aspergillaceae. The transcript has 4 exons.